AUGGAGGCACUCACCAGAGUACUAGCCCAAAGCCCAGAAUGGUCCACCCGCAGCAUUAUCGCCCUCCUCGUGACAGCCCUCGCGUACAUCAUCACCAUUGCCCAUCGACCACCGUCUCGCUCCCGCGACGACCGCAGCACUCCCAAACCACUCACCACAGGGUACUACUACCCUUCUUUCCUCAGCACGUGGCGCUUCUUCAACAACCGCCACGGCUUCUACAACGAGGGCGUGGCGGCCUCGUCCACCGGCAACUUCAGCCACUCUGUGGGGCCGCAUCACCUCAUCGGAUUGUCCAGAUCAGCAGGUAGAGAAGCGUUCUUUCACCGCAGAGAGAUGGAAAUGGUUGAGGGCUUCACCGUCUUCUUUCCCACAGUCGACCCCUCCCAGAUCGAGCCCUCCACCGGCUGGCAAGGAUACCAGAUCAACGCGCAUAUCAUGCGCACCAUGCGCACGGAGAACAUCCGGCGCAGUCUGUCAUCGAUGCUAGCAUUCGCAGCAGAUGCUGUAGCCGCGCAUUGUGGAACGAGUAGCCUUGUGGAUCCAUUCGACGUCGCGGAUCGGCUCGUGUUUCAGUUUACCAUGAGCGCGGCGGGUUUUGAUGACUUGCGUGCUGGCUCGCCGUUGCUGGCUGUUUUGGGCCCUGCUCUUCUGCGGAAGAUUGAGGGUUCGACGAGUGCUGGGAGGGUGCUUGUGCCUUGGUUGCGGACGCCGGGGUAUCGGCGGCGGGUGACUGCUAUUCGGGAGUUGGCUGGGUAUUUGGGAGAUGCUUACCUCAUGGCCACGCUGUUCGCCGCUCAAAUCAACACGCCCCUCAUGGCCGCCUGGCUUCUCGUUUAUCUCUCGCGCAAUGCACACUGGAUGACGCAAGUCCGCACGGAGCUCGACGCUGUACUCAGUCGCUAUCGCUCAUCCCCACAAGAAACACCGCUCCACAUCCUCCAGCGCAUCCCCCUCGAAACAUGGGAGUCUGACUUACCCGUCCUCGAACUAUGUCUGCGCGAGUGCAUCCGCAUGCACCUUACAGCGACCACGUACCGCCGGAACUGCAGCGACAGAGAGAUUCCCAUCGGAGAGACGGGGGAGGUGAUCCCCGGUGGGGCCUACGCAUUUUAUAUUCUUGGAGAAGCCCACGCCAAUCCGGCGGUUUAUUCCGACCAUGGGACAUGGGAUCCGGCGCGGUUUUCGCCGGGCCGGGCGGAGGAUAAGGGCGCGCCGUUGGCUUUUUUGGGAUGGGGCGCGGGACGGCAUGCGUGCUGUGAGUCUAUGCUGGCUAAGAUUGAGGUGGCUGUCGUUGUUGCAUCCUUUGUGGCUACCUUUGAUCUGAUGCUGUGCGACCAACUGGGUCGUCCGAUGGAUCGUGUCCCAAAGGCGAAUCGGGAUUCGAAAUCGGCGCAUCCGCCGGGGGAAGAAGUGCGGCUGAGAUGCUGUGCUCGGAGUUGA
Messenger RNA from Aspergillus candidus, 1443 nucleotides. Its product is annotated as cytochrome P450. The transcript has 5 exons. The record is from RefSeq and is a predicted model, not a curated record. Bases 1 to 1443 code for a protein of 480 amino acids. Gene Ontology annotation, molecular function: oxidoreductase activity, acting on paired donors, with incorporation or reduction of molecular oxygen; monooxygenase activity; iron ion binding. Lineage: Eukaryota; Fungi; Ascomycota; Eurotiomycetes; Eurotiales; Aspergillaceae.